Molecule: messenger RNA, 2569 nt
Organism: Penaeus monodon (black tiger shrimp)
Lineage: Eukaryota; Metazoa; Arthropoda; Malacostraca; Decapoda; Penaeidae
Product: aldehyde dehydrogenase X, mitochondrial-like
Exons: 12
Coding region: 120-1595 (491 amino acids)
Molecular function (GO): aldehyde dehydrogenase (NAD+) activity
Source: RefSeq, a predicted model, not a curated record
UCAAGGCCACGAGUCGAGCGGCGCCGCAACCCGGGUGAUCGGCGGCAGUGUCACCCAGGACUUAGGCGAAGGCAGACCGGUUUCGUUUUCUGUUUCAAUUUUCACUCGCUUUUCUGAAAAUGGCAAUUAGAAAUCCAGAUAUUAAGUAUACUAAGCUGUUCAUCAACAAUGAGUUUGUGGAUGCAAAGAAUGGCAAGACUUUUCCUGUCAUCAACCCUUCCACAGAGGAAACCAUCUGCCAGAUAGCAGAGGGUGAGGAGGCAGAUGUUGAUUUAGCCGUGAAAGCAGCCCGAGCAGCAUUUAAGAGGACUGCCCCCUGGAGAACAAUGGAUGCCUCCCAGCGUGGCAUCAUCAUGCACAAGUUGUGUGACCUGCUAGAGCGCGACAUGAAUUACUUGGCCAGCCUUGACACUCUGGACAAUGGCAAACCAUUCACUGAGGCCAUGUGUGACCUUGAAUACAGUGUGAAGACCAUCCGUUACUAUGCUGGGUGGUGUGACAAGAUCCAUGGAGACACUGUUCCUUGUGAUGGUGAGUUCCUGUGCAUGACAAGGAAGGAGCCAGUGGGUGUUGUGGGUCAGAUUAUCCCAUGGAACUACCCUGUGAUGAUGAUUGCUUGGAAGUGGGGGCCUGCUCUUGCUGCCGGUUGCACCAUUGUUCUCAAACCAGCUGAGCUGACACCGAUCAGCUCCCUCUAUCUUGGGGCUCUGGUCAAGGAGGCUGGAUUCCCACCUGGUGUCAUCAACAUUGUUCCUGGCUUUGGAGCCUCAGCAGGACAUGCAGUUGCUCAUCAUCCUGAUAUUGAUAAAGUGGCUUUUACUGGCUCCACUUUGAUUGGCCGACGCAUCCUAGAAGCUGCAGGUCAGUCAAACCUGAAGCGUGUCACCAUGGAGCUGGGAGGAAAGAGUCCUGUUGUUGUGUGUGAAGACUGUGGAGAUUUGGAUGAAGCAGCAGAUUUGUGCCACACUGCGAUGUUUGGCAAUCACGGCCAAAAUUGCUGUGCUGGUUCAAGAACAUUUGUGCAUGAAUCCAUCUAUGAUGAAUUUGUGAAGAGAGCAGUGAAACUGGCCCAGAAGCGUCCUGUGGGAGACCCCUUUAAUGAAGAUACCCUUCAGGGACCACAAGUGAGCCAACAGCAAAUGGAGCGCAUUCUUGGAUACAUAGAGCAGGGCAAAGCAGAAGGAGCCAAGCUGGAGUGUGGAGGUGCUCGCCUGGGGAACAAAGGCUACUUUGUUCAGCCAACAGUGUUUUCUAAUGUCAGAGACAACAUGACCAUUGCAAGGGAGGAGAUCUUUGGACCAGUGCAAGUCAUUCUGAAGUUUAAGACCUUAGAUGAAGCCAUAGAGCGCUCCAACGACACAAAUUAUGGCUUGGCCUCUGGAAUCGUGACUCGUGAUAUCAACAAAGCCCUGACUUACGCUCAGAGUGUAAGAGCUGGUUCUGUUUGGGUGAACUGUUACGAUUUGUGUCUGCCACAGACACCUUUUGGAGGCUACAAGCAGUCAGGUCAUGGCAGAGAACUAGGUGAAGAUGGCCUGGCAGAAUACUUGGAGAUUAAGACAAUCUUAAUCAAGGUACCAACAAAGGUGUCAUAGACACUCUAGUACGUAAAACUGCAUGCUCUUGUAUUUUCUUUCAUUGUUUAUGUUGGUGCGUUCUCUCACUCAAUCAGUAGUCUCACUUUUGAUUUUCAUAAUUAGAAUUAACAUUUACUUUCAAAGAAUUUUAUGAACUUUUGUCUUUCAUUGUAAGUAGUUGUUUGAUGUGAUUGGUUUUCAGGUUAUUCAAAGUUUUCAUCAUCUGAUUUCUUUGAAGGUAAUGUGUAAUCAGCAGUUAUCCUUCAUUUAUUUUGUUACCCAUAUCUGUUUUGUUUUUUUCUCCUUUUUUUUGUGUUUUGUGUUUAUUUUAUAUUGAUGUACAUGAAGUUUUUUUUUCUAUAAAAAGAUGAAACAUGUGUCAAAACAUUUUUUCUUUUUGCAUGUUUUAGGUUUCCUCCAAGCUCUAGGGUCAUUAGUCCUGAGUAACACCCAAAUCACCGCAUAUAAAACCAUACCAUCACAAGAACACUGCUGGAGAUCAUCUUGCUCAACUAUCACAGAUUUAUUUUUUUAUUUUUUUUUUUUAACACUGGUUAGUGCUUUAUUCUAGAUGUUAUAGUAGUGAAAGUCCAAAGUAUGAGCGUCUUUUUACGAUGCCCAUCUUUGUAUGAGAUAUGUGGAAAGAAAAUAUUAUUUUGUUUAUGAAAGUUUAUUGUAUUGUAAAGAAAGUAUAAUAUCUUAAAGAUUUUCUUGGAUUUUGUGGUACCGAUUUCUGCCAGCAUUAAAAGUGCUAAAAAAAUACAAGACUUCUGAAAGCUACAAGUAAAAAAUAUUUUUUUGUAGAGAUAUAUUUUUUUUCAAAAUAAUUUCUUUCAACUUCACCUUGAAGCUUUUGCUGUAACUCUCGGUAAACUAGCUGUAGAAAUUGCAAUUUUUAUGGUAAGUCUGGGUGAAAAUAUUAUUUUGCUGACAUGAACUUUUGCCUGUUGUGUUUAAUUCAUCCAUAGUACAAUAAAUGUGAGUAAUUCCAA